GCCAAUCCCUGGACUACACAGCGGCAGAUUUGGAUACUGGAUACUGGAGUUUGGUUAACACCAACCUUUUACCAGCUCCUCGGCAUCGCCGCCCAGACGCGCCAUGGCGUCACCCCGAGUGGCGGAAGCUCUGGGGCGGGCUCGGACGGCGAGCCCGGCGAUUGCCGAGUACCAACAGCUCAUCCCCAACAUCAAGUCGCUUUCCACGCCAUCCAGUCUGGCUGACGACUUCAACGCCGUCUUUGAUGCCAUCCUUGCCGACGGCCUCGGCGUCAUCCACACGCGCACCCUCCUCAACGACCUGAUCGCCAGCCUCCGGACCGUCGAAAACCGCGACGUCCAGAUCGAUGUCGGCCUGCACGCGUUGCGCGUGAUCCCCACCGCGCCCCAAUCCUCCUCGCUCGUCGAGCAGUCGGCCGCCCUGCGCGAGCUUAUCGCUGGCGCCUACGAGGCCAACGAGGACUUCCUCGCUGCGGCCAAGGUGCUCGCCGAGAUCCCGCUCGACAGCUCGCAGCGGCGGGUGCCCGACGCCGACAAGGCGGCCGUGUGGAUUCGCAUCGUGCGCAACUACCUCGAGGUCGACGACAGCACGUCGGCCGAGACGUACCUCAACAAGCUCAAGAACGUGAUGCACACGGUCGACGACGCCGAGCUGAACCUGCAUUUCCGCCUGAGCGCCGCCCGCAUCCAGGACUCGAACCGCCAGUUCCUGCAGGCCGCCAAGAGCUACCACGACAUCAGCUUCUCGCCCGCCAUCGCCGAGGAGGAGCGCCUGCACACCCUCGCCAUGGCCAUCAAGUGCGCCGUGCUGGCCCCCGCCGGCCCGCUGCGCAGCCGCACCCUGGGCCAGCUGUACAAGGACGAGCGGUCCGCCGGGCUCGAGGAGCACGGCAUUCUCGAGAAGAUGUUCUUCGACCGCCUGCUGAGCGCCGCCGAGGUCGAGAAGUUCGCCCAGGGGCUCGCCCCGCACCAGCUGGCCACCACGUCCGACGGCUCGACCGUGCUGGCCCGCGCCGUGGUCGAGCACAACCUGCUGAGCGCGAGCCGGUUGUACAGCAACAUCGGCUUCGACGAGCUGGGCCUGCUGCUCGGCCUGGACGGCGACAAGGCCGAGGACACGACGGCCAAGAUGAUCGAGCAGGGCCGGCUGGCCGGGUCGAUCGACCAGAUCGACAGGAUUAUCUGGUUCGAGGGCGGCGAGGCGUCGGGCGAGAAGGGCAGCGGCCGAGCCGAGGUGCCCGUGGGCAAGGAGAUGCGGCGGUGGGAUAGCAAUGUGCAGGCCCUGGCUGAGGAUUUGGAGCGGCUUACCGAUGCGCUGCAAGCCGAGUUCCCCGAGUUUGUGGCGGCCCAGAUUGCGGUAUGAGAGUGAGAUUUGGGCGAUAUCGGAUGACGGGAUGUAUGGAGCAAUACCCGCUGAGAUGGGUAACGCUACCUCACGGAGACCAAACCAACAUUGGUGGCGUCUAGAAGCAUAGAUCCAUUAAUCAUGACCCACAAAGAUGCACAACCAAUUGCUUCCCAAUCAUUCCCAGGUCCAUUUGCGCUCAAAUACCAUCCCAAGUCAUAAACCUCC
Molecule: messenger RNA, 1573 nt
Organism: Thermothielavioides terrestris NRRL 8126
Lineage: Eukaryota; Fungi; Ascomycota; Sordariomycetes; Sordariales; Chaetomiaceae
Exons: 1
Coding region: 104-1363 (419 amino acids)
Cellular component (GO): COP9 signalosome; cytosol
Source: RefSeq, a predicted model, not a curated record